CGAUAAACCAUAUAACUCAAUAACUUAUUGCUAGUUGCUAAAACUAACACUAUACUAAAUUAAUUGCUACUUGCUGGCCACGGUUUCUCUUGCUAUAAUGGUGUCAUUUCGCACCUCAACAUGCAGAACAAGCUUGACGAUUUCAACUCGUGGCGAAGACUCACUCGGCCAGCCAGGUGAGAGUGGUGGUUAACUGUGUAUCUGUGGUUACUGUAGGCCGGCACGCAGCCAUGGCCGGCGAUGAUGAGCAGCGGCCGCUGCACAUCCUCUUCUUCCCGUUUCCCGCUCCCGGCCACCUCAUCCCGAUCGCUGACAUGGCGGCGCUCUUCGCGACUCGCGGCGCGAAGUGCACAAUCCUCACCACGCCGGUCAACGCUGCCACCAUCCGCCCGGCCGUCGACCGUGCCAACGACGCUCGCCGUGGAACUCCGGAUUCCCCGCCCCCGUCGGCGAUCGAGAUCUCCGUCGUGCCCUUCCCUGACGUUGGGCUCCCGCCGGGCGUCGAGAACGCCACGGGCCUUAGCGGCGACGCCGACCGCGACAAGUUCUUUCACGCGAUCCAGCAGUUCCGCGAGCCCUUCGAGCAGUUCUUUGCCGGCGAAUGCCCUGACGCCGUCGUCGCCGACAGCCACUUCCAGUGGUCCGUCGACGCUGCCGCGGAGCACGGCGUCCCGCGGCUGGCGUUCCUCGGCACCAGCAUGUUCGCGCGGGCCUGCACCGACAGCAUGCUGCGCAACAACCCGCUGGCGUCUUGCCCCGACGCCGUCGUCUCCCUGCCGGGGCUGCCGCACCGCGUCGACAUGUUACGGAGCCAGAUGGUGGACCCCUCCAAGAGGCCGGAGAGUUUCGCCUUCUUCCAGCGCGUGAACGCCGAGGACCAGAGGAGCUACGGCGAGGUGUUCAACAGCUUCCACGAGCUGGAGCCGGACUACGUCGAGCACUACCGCACGGCGCUCGGCCGCCGCGUAUGGCUCGUCGGGCCGGUCGCACCAGCAGGCGGAGAUAUGGGCGCGACCAAAGGCGCCACCAGCGAGCUCUCGUCCGACGGCGCCGGCUGCCUGCGGUGGCUCGACACGAAACCGGCCGGCUCGGUGGUGUACGUCUCCUUCGGCACGCUGUCCAGUUUCUCGCCGGCCGAGCUGCGCGAGCUCGCCCGCGGCCUCGACCUCUCAGGGAAGAACUUCGUGUGGGUCAUCAGCCACGCAGGCGCAGGAGCAGACGCCGACACCGAUGCGCAACCGGAGUGGAUGCCCGAAGGCUUCGCCGAGCUUACCGCGCCGCCGGGCGGGCGCGGCUUCAUCAUCCGCGGCUGGGCGCCGCAAACGCUCAUCCUGAGCCACCCGGCCCUCGGCGCCUUCUUGACGCACUGCGGCUGGAACUCGACGCUGGAGGCCGUGAGCGCCGGCGUGCCGAUGGUCACGUGGCCGCGCUUCGGCGACCAGUUCUUCAACGAGAAGCUCGUCGUGGAGGUGCUCCAGGUCGGGGCCAGCGUCGGCGCCUGCGACUACGCGUCGUUCAUGGAGACCCAUCAUGGCGUGGUCCGCGCCGAGGUGGUCACUGAAUCCAUCGGGACUGUGAUGGGCGACGGCGAGGAGGGCGAGGCGAUACGGAGCAAGGCCAGGGAGCUCGGUGUCAAAGCUAGGAGGGCAGUGGGCAACGCCGGGUCGUCGUACGGCGAUGUUGGGCGGCUGAUGGAGGAGUUGAUUGCUCGCCGACGGACUUAAGGGUGGUUGGAGGAUAGACGUCGGAUUCUUCGCUUGGCAGCUUAGUUCUUGUCUUCGGUCUUCCGUCGUUUGCUUUUGUGCCAAAGUUGAGAAACUUUGUUGGUGUUGUUGUUAUAAACUGUAAUUUGUUGGUGUUGUUGUAAUAAACUGUAAUGGGCCGUUUUGGCUCUGGGGUGCACAUGCUCCCAAGCGAAUAGUAAAUUUAAAAUAAAUAGCGAAUAAAAUUUAAAAAUUCUUUUUCAUAGAUGUUCUUAUUAAUGUAACAAGCGUGCUUGAUAAUUUUUAUGCGAUACGAAAUGACGGUCCUUA
Triticum aestivum (bread wheat) is the source of this 2033-nucleotide messenger RNA. RefSeq names its product scopoletin glucosyltransferase-like. The coding region runs from base 231 to 1724 and encodes 497 amino acids. Gene Ontology annotation, molecular function: UDP-glucosyltransferase activity. The record is from RefSeq and is a predicted model, not a curated record. The transcript has a single exon. NCBI's taxonomy places the organism in Eukaryota, Viridiplantae, Streptophyta, Magnoliopsida, Poales, Poaceae.